AUGGCCAUGACUAACAACCCUUCCGGUGCACGCGAGUUCGAGCCCGACCUGAGUGAAAGGCCCGCCUAUGAGCCGGAAAGACUGCCGCGGGAGUUUAGUAUACUUGCUGACCUGCUGAGUAACGAAGAGGUUUUGGAUGUGCUUUGCACGGUUCCGGAAGACGCGUUGAGCUUGGACCAAAAGACGGCUUUAGACUCGAUCGCCCAGCACUUCUGCAGCAAGGAGCGGGCCGCCGGCGGCGGCGGCGGCGGCGGCGGCGGCGGCGGGAAACGGAAGCGAGCCUGCCGCCCGGGCGCACCCAAGAGGCCGGCUCCACGCCAUCCAAUGAGGGCAAUCAUGAACCUGGACGCCCUCGACCUCGAUCCCUCUGUUGAACGCUUCUUAGACAGGCAUGGAGCGGACGCCGCACUGUUUCUUGCCCAGGCUGGUGCGAUACAAUGCACGAUUGCACAAGGCGAGGCUGAGAGCCUUGGUGACGCCUUUAUAGCGCGGUACCAAUUUGCAAUCAACCUGGACGCCCAGCUCAAAAUUAACAACCAGCUCUGGUGCUAUACCAUGCUACUCUACCACGAUCUUGUUAAGUACAUCAGACCGGACGGCGCUGGACGGGUCGGAAAGCUUAUGCGCCAGGAGAUCAUCGCCUUCCUCGGCCCGGUGCUUAUUAAAACUCCUAUUAGUACCAGCGCGGCUCUUGAGAACCUCAACAACUGGGCUAUCUGGGGUAGGAAGCUAAACAAACUCUCCGUCGAGUUUGGCCCUGGAUUUGUGUUCUUCCUAGCGCCUAUCCUCUCCAAAGAUUUCGUUAGCGAGAAGCUGACGGCUAGUGGCCGUUACUUUGACGAAGCAAUAUUAAAACUUCGUCAGCUCGAUCUCGCGGAUAAAACUGCCAAGUCCCGCGCCAACGACCUGGGCCAGGCGAUUCGUGAUCACCUUAUCAAGCCGUUUGCGGCGGCCCGGGCCGCGGGGGUCGGGGGUUAA
Messenger RNA from Coniosporium apollinis CBS 100218, 978 nucleotides. RefSeq lists its product as uncharacterized. The transcript is spliced from 3 exons. Lineage: Eukaryota; Fungi; Ascomycota; Dothideomycetes. The coding region runs from base 1 to 978 and encodes 325 amino acids. The record is from RefSeq and is a predicted model, not a curated record.